Molecule: messenger RNA, 6982 nt
Organism: Dicentrarchus labrax (European seabass)
Lineage: Eukaryota; Metazoa; Chordata; Actinopteri; Moronidae
Gene: ppfia3
Product: PTPRF interacting protein alpha 3
Exons: 31
Coding region: 558-4262 (1234 amino acids)
Biological process (GO): synapse organization
Cellular component (GO): presynaptic active zone
Molecular function (GO): protein binding
Source: RefSeq, a predicted model, not a curated record
ACAGCAGAGGGAGGGAGGGGAUGGGGCAGGCUGGUAACCGGGCUGUAACGGGGAUAAGCUGCAGCCUCCGUCUCUCAGAUGCUCUGAUGGAGUGAACCGGCCAGCGAUGCGCGUUUAUGUCCUUUCUCUGUCGAUCAUGGAGAGGGUUCGUCUCUCAUCCCAGUGAAGGCUGGUGCCGGGGGUCAGAGGUCGUCCACCGAACCCUGCACUUCUCCCUCUUACCCCUGCACCCCCUACCCCACCCCUCCCACCAAACCCUGUCCUCUUCUCCCUCCCAGCCACCCUACACUGCCUCCCCCCCUCACCCCAAACACUGGACCUUAUCUUAUGCCCCCCCCAGUUUUUUCUCACUCACAAACUCACAGAGCGGCCCUAUUCGUCUCCAAACCCCCCAGCACUUGUUUCCUGCCUGCCAGCCUCACCCAAUCAGCUUGAGAGGAAAGACCCCCCCAACCAACCAAGUAACAGUUUCAUGACGAGUCAGUCGUUCACCAGACACUGCGCUCAAGUGUCCUAGACAGCUUCUCAGAUAACGCCUCUCACACCCAGGCCUCACGAUGAUGUGCGAGGUGAUGCCCACCAUCUCGGAGGACGGGCGCGGCGGGGGAGGAGGUGGCUCGUCUUCCCCGGCGGGGGGCGGAGGAGGGAUGGGCGGAGGGAUAGGAGGCAUAGUGGGCUUCAGCAGCCGUGACCCCCGCGGUGUCGGCGGCAGCGACGAGGGGGGCAGCACGGGCAACCUGGAGUCGCUGAUGGUGAACAUGCUGACGGAGAGAGAGAGGCUGCUGGAGAGCCUGAGGGAGACGCAGGACAGUCUGGGGACGGCGCACCUACGCCUGCGAGAGCUGGGCCACGAGAAGGAGUCACUCCAGAGGCAGCUGUCCAUCGCCCUGCCACAGGAGUUUGCAGUGCUGACCAAAGAGCUGAACCUCUGCCGGGAACAGCUGCUGGAGAGAGAGGAGGAGAUAGCAGAGCUGAAGGCAGAGAGAAACAACACACGACUGCUGCUUGAACAUCUGGAGUGCCUGGUGUCCCGUCACGAGCGCAGCCUGAGGAUGACUGUGGUGAAGAGGCAGGCCCAGUCCCCAGCCGGGGUCUCCAGUGAGGUGGAGGUCCUAAAAGCCCUCAAGUCCCUAUUUGAGCACCACAAAGCUCUGGAUGAGAAGGUGAGGGAAAGGCUACGGGUGGCUUUGGAGCGAGUGGCGUCCCUGGAGGAAGAGCUGCAGACCUCCUCUCAAGAGGUCGUGUCUUUAAGGGAACAAAUCAAGCGACGGCAGCAGGGACUAGACAAUGGAAAAGAGCGGCUUCCCAACGGGCCGUCCUCCAUCUUGGACGACGCAGAUGUCGACAGGCAGAGAGAGGGCGAGAUAGAGCGGCAGAGGUCAGAGCUGGGACAGCUGAAAGAGAGACUGGCCCUCAUGUGCAGACAGGUCGGGGAGAUCGAGGAGCAGCUGACGUCCGCCAGGAGGGAGCUGGCCCGAUCGGAGGAGGCCAACCAGAAACUACAGAGGGAUGUGAAAGAGGCACUUUGUCAAAGGGAAGACAUGGAAGAGAGAAUCACCACAUUAGAACGCAGGUACCUGAGUGCCCAGAGGGAGGCGACGUCUCUCCACGACAUAAAAGACAAACUGGAGAACGAGUUGGCCAGCAAAGACUCUCUCUACAGACAGAGCGAGGAGAAGAACCGGCAGCUUCAGGAGCGUCUGGAUGAUGCCAAACAGAAGCUGCAGCAAACUCUGCAGAGGGCGGAGACGCUUCCAGAGAUCGAGGCCCAGCUUGCCCAGAGAGUGGCAGCACUCAACAAGGCAGAGGAGCGUCAUGGUAACUUUGAGGAGCGACUGCGACAGAUGGAGGCGCAACUGGAGGAGAAGAACCAGGAGCUACAGAGGGCGAGGCAGAGGGAGAGGAUGAACGAUGAACACAACAAGCGUCUCUCUGACACGGUGGACAAGCUACUGUCUGAGUCCAACGAGAGGCUGCAGCUCCAUCUGAAGGAGAGAAUGGCCGCCCUGGAAGAAAAGAACGCCCUCUCUGAGGAAUUGUCCAACAUGAAGAAACUCCAGGAUGAUCUCUUGGCAAACAAGGACCAACUGAUAGCAGAGCUGGAAAGGAUUCAGCUGGAGUUAGAUCAGCUGAGAGCGAGGCCUGGGGGCUCUUAUUCCAGUCGCUCUCUGCCAGGUAGCGCUCUGGAAUUGAGGUAUUCCCACGGGGGCGGGUCCCUCCCGACCGGCUCCACAACUCACCUGGAUCCCUUCGGUAACGCAACCUCUGGGGGCGUGGUCAGGCGGAGUCAUCGGGCCCGUUGGAGCUCUGCCCGUGAGGACUCGACCAAGUACCCUGACUGGGAUAGCGGGGCUCUGCUGGGGACCGGGUUCGAGCCGGGCUUGGAUGUGGGCUGCUCCGACGACGAGGACGACGGGGAGCCUCGGUUUGGCUCUGAGCUGCUGUCCCCGAGUGGACAGACAGACGUGCAGACCUUGGCCAUCAUGCUGCAGGAACAGCUGGAGGCCAUCAAUAAGGAGAUCAAACUGAUCCAGGAGGAGAAGGAGAACACGGAGUUGCGGGCCGAAGAGAUUGAGAGCAGGGUCAGCGUGGCUUUGGAUAGUCCGCCCAUCCCUCCAUCCACCCUGGGGAGAGACAGCACAGGACGGGGCUUCAUCCCCUCGUCCAUCACAUCCUCCACCCUGGCCUCCCCUUCUCCUCCCAGCUCUGGGCACUCCACCCCUCGCCUGCCUCACUCCCCGGCCCGUGAGACUGAUAGACAGAACAACAAAGAUGAUGAUAGGUCCCUCGCUCUUCUUGACUCCACGCCUCCUUCCACUCCUCGAGCACUGCGAUUGGACAGAAUGACCCUCACCCAUCCAGGAGCAAUGCUAGAUGACCCCCGGGAGUUCCGCAGUCUCUCGGCAGAUGGCAGCAGCUCCAACAGCAGCCAAGAUUCUCUCCACAAGUCCAGUAAGAAGAAAAGCAUCAAGUCUUCCAUCGGUCGGCUUUUUGGAAAGAAGGAGAAAGGAAGGAUGGGCCAACCUGGGCGGGAUGGAUCUGCUUCUCUUGCAUCUACACCCUCUGAAGACCUGGCCUCUGGAGACCCAAUGGGGAUGAACAAGACUGGGACUCUGGGUCCUGCAGAUAAAGAUCGCCGCAGCAAGAAGAAGCAUGAGCUACUGGAAGAAGCAUGUCGCCAAGGACUCCCCUUUGCAUCUUGGGACGGACCCACUGUUGUAUCUUGGUUGGAGCUGUGGGUGGGAAUGCCAGCCUGGUACGUCGCAGCCUGUCGUGCCAACGUGAAGAGCGGUGCCAUCAUGGCCAACCUGUCGGACACGGAGAUCCAGAGGGAGAUCGGCAUCAGUAACCCGCUUCACCGCCUCAAACUGCGGCUGGCCAUCCAGGAGAUGGUGUCCCUCACCAGCCCCUCUGCCCCGGCCAGCACUCGCUCUUCGACGAGUAACGUUUGGAUGACCCACGCAGAGAUGGAGUCUCUGAAUGCUGCCAUCAAGCCUCCGGAGCUGAAAGAGUUCAGCUGGGAUCAGAUACUGGCCUAUGGUGAUAUGAAUCACGAGUGGGUGGGCAACGACUGGCUGCCCAGCCUGGGCCUGCCACAGUAUCGCAGCUACUUCAUGGAGUCCCUGGUGGAUGCCCGCAUGUUGGACCACCUGACCAAGAAGGAGCUGAGAGGACAACUCAAAAUGGUGGACAGCUUCCACAGGGUCAGUUUGCAUUAUGGCAUCAUGUGCCUGAAGCGUCUGAAUUACGAUCGCAAGGAGCUGGAAAGGAGGAGAGAGGAGAGCGUCCACCAGAACAAAGAUGUGAUGGUGUGGUCCAAUGAGCGCGUGAUGUGCUGGGUGCAGACUCUUGGUCUGAAGGAGUACGCAGACAACCUGCGUGAGAGUGGAGUCCACGGGGCUCUGCUGGCUUUAGACGACACCUUUGACUACACUGACCUGGCCCUGCUGCUGCAGAUCCCCAAUCAGAACACACAGGCCAGACAGCUCCUGGAGCAAGAGUACAACUCCCUCAUCUCCAUGGGAACCGAGAGGCGACCCGAUGAGGAUGGUACCAAGACGUUCACCCGCUCGCCCUCCUGGAGGAAGAUGUUUAGAGAGAAAGACCUCCGGGGCGUGACCUCUGACUCCGCCGAGACCCUGCCUGCUAACUUCCGUGCCUCAGCCAUCUCCACGCCCUCCGUUACCCUGAGAAAGGUCCAGAGUGACGCCAGCUCUGGUGCCCGGGGUGAAUCUGCCUCAGUGAGGACGUACUCCUGUUGAGGGGCUGAGGGCGCUGACUGGAUUGGGACUAGAGGACCCUCUCGCUCAUCCACAGAGAAAGAAGCAAUGAAUAUAACCAUUUAACUUAAAAAUAAAUCUAUCGGUCUGACCAUUCUGCAAUAACAGAAGCAAAGGAAUAAAGGGGAAAAUGACAUGAAGAAUGUAUGAAUGUAUUUUCCGACCAGACUAGGAGGGUUGAAUUGGGAUCAGCUGUUUUCUCUCUCUGUCUCUCUCUCUUCCUGUCGUUCUGUCUUUGCUCUUUCUCUCUCGAUGUGACUGUGCUGUGGGGUUAAUAAAGGACAACGCCGGUGUUGGUUAGGUUUGUGCCGGUCGUGCAGGUUUCCCCUCUCUUCAUUCCUGUCGGAGUCUGCACACAGUCAGCAGAGUUGGCAAUAUCAGGGCUCAUUUUCCUACCUUCAGAGGAAACCACUUGCUGCCAUUUAUUCUCUUACAGUUUAAAAACAACUAAACGUGUCGCCUUAUAACUUCUGCUCCACAACAGGUGUUUUUAAUGAGAGCCAGGGCAGAAGUUAACCUCAUCGUAAAGUUUAGAUUUUAAAAACAAGAGGAAUGACUGGAAGGAUGUUACAAUGAUUGGGGGAAAUGACUGCAUGGACAUAAAACCGGUUGUAACUCCAAACAACACCAGUGUUCUCCUUUCUACUCAUGAGUCAGCCGGUGUCCAGUGUCAGCCAUUGUGGCUCCAUUGUCGGCUUCUAUGGUCCCGUCAGGGGUGUCUAAGUGCUCCCAAUUGGUCGGAGUGGUGUAGUAAAACACGUUCGAACUCAGACCACUAUUUAGCUCCGACCACAUGAGAGGGACCCUCCUCAUGCUUUGUCUAUUGGCACCUUGAAAGCCGAUAGGCUGAGUAAUCUCUUUUGAAGGGACCCCAUUAUAGAGAUCAAAGGCAUUAGAGGUUGAUGGGACAGGGUGGAGGGAGGCCACAGAGGCAUUAUGUUCACUGAUUUCAUGAUGUCGAUGGCAGGAAAUCUAUACAGUCAGUGUUGGUACCACUUUCUGGCGUACUUUACAAGGAGUUUAUAAAUUCUUACAUUUGGCUCUAUCAAUUUUUUAAGGGGAACACCACAUAUUUUUACAUUACAUUGAGUUUACUCAUCAGGAAGAGCGUGAAAACGGUUGUGGGAUGUCUUCUUUGGUGCUGGAGGAGCUAAACCCUCACAAUGCCAUAGUGAUUCCAUCAGGGAAAUUUAAAAUGGGUUUGCUGGGCAUUUAGGAGAUACAGGGAUUAUUGAAAGACGAUACUGUGUUGCGUUCCGGGAAAUGCAGGAUCCAGCAUUCUUGGAGCUUCACCCAUAUUAGAGACUACAACGUCAGGAUGUAUCUGCUUCUGAUGCUUAGAUUUUCACCAGUUUAAAAAAAAAAACUGCCUCUUGUGAGUUGCCCAACUUUGUCCAAGAGCAAUGGUUAAAACAGUUGAGUACUCAUUCAAUAAGUAAUGUAAUAAUGCUUUACAGAAAGAGAAGUAAAGCAUCUACUACAGUAAUAACAACACAUUUUAGUUUGCCAAAUUGUAAAAAAAAUCCAUUUGAAUGGUUCUUCUUAUUCUUAUUCUUUGGGAGGACACCACCGAUGGACAUUUCAAACACACACAUUACCUUCAAUAACUGCAGACCUGUAGCUACAUAUGAGGCACAUGUAAAAAGUCAAGUUUUCUGACUUAGUAAUGAGCCAAAGGCAGUUUAAGUAAUAAAAGGUAUAUCUACCCUGAGUAAAAUUUAAAAUGUUGUAAUAAGUUGUUAAUAGACGGAUUCAGAAUGACAAGAUCUUAUUUGUAUCUUAUUCCUGCAUUUCUACAAAUUGAAACAUAAUUACCAUGAAAACGCCUCUGAUAAUGAAUUGUGAACCCUUAGUAAAGUAUGCCUUAUUACAACAAAGUGUUGCUUAUAUUUAGGAAAGCUUGACCUUGACACUGAGGUCAGACAGACUCCUCACUAGCCCUCCACGAUGUCGCUGUGUGGUUUAUGACUUGUAAUCAUCAGCUCAGGGUCUUGGGUAAUCCUGAUGAUGUGAGAGGGUGGCAGAGAGACAAAACAGCAACUCACAGGGAGGAAAGAAAAAAACUAAAAGGGUGGACAGAAGCCGGUCAUUUUACUGCACACACAAGCCAUAACAGAAACCAAGAGCUCUCUGGGGGGUGAGAUCAGAGAGAGGCAGGAAGAGAGGGCGAGCCCGAGGAAGCCCAGGAAACAAAACCUUUAGCCUCUGUGUUUACGAUGCAUGUCAAACAAACGACAAUGACCUAAAAACAUUUUUUUUGGUGGUGAAGAUGAUAUGAGGUGUCUUUAAAAAAAAUAUAUAUCUGUAUGAUAAACCUACAGGGGGUGGGAGCCUGGGGAUCAAUUUGUAAAAUGUGUGUAUUUUUUUCAGUUGUAUUUUUUAUUUUUUACGAUAUCUAUUUAUUUUCUUUAGGUAUGUAUUGGAUAAACGUAUGUACAUGUUCUGUUCCUUCUUGACUUCAUUUGAACUAGUUUUAAAAGUAAAUAUGAAACAUUGAAAAUGGUCAUUCAAAUACGCUACUGUAUGUGUACAUUUUGAGAACAAAUUGUGCAAUGAUUUAACAGAUUUCCAUGAUUAAAGUGAUAGUAAUACAAAUGGAAAAUAUCAUCUGGAAAAUAAACAAUAAUGAUGAUAAUGAAAAUGGUGAUGUAAAAUAAAAAAAUAAAUAAAGCGAUCCAGGUGGAUCUGCUGAUCAUCGCAAA